UCGAAGGAGCCCUGGCAGAUUCCUUAUCGAAAUUAUCGAUUAAUGUCAACAAAUAAUCGUCGCUGAGACAGUUGCCGAACACCUUAUGUGUUUUUACCUCUGUCCCUGAUAGCUGGAACUGAGAUGACUCUUGCCUCAACAUCAGCAGAAACCACCGUUACCAUGGCAACAUCCAGUAGUACUGACGACGCUGGCGAGGAGCGUCGUAUCAACUCCUACCUGUUUGACGACCCCAGGAAGAAGUCCCGCAACUACCUAGAUACUCACAAGAACAUUGAGAAGAAACGCAGAGAUCGUAUCAACACUAGUCUUACAGCGCUGAAGUCCAUAAUUCCAGAGUGUAAGUCCUAUGGCAAGAAAAAAUUGGACAAGGCAGAAAUCCUAGAAAUGACAUUGUCGUAUCUAGACAAAGUUCACAGUAGUGGCUUUACCUUAAGACUAGGAGGAACAGCAAACUCCAGGGAACUGGGCAAAGCAACUCAUGCAAUGGGUGCACCAGGAGAAAAAGAAUUUCCACACUGUGGAUGAGUUUGUCAAUGCAUUACUGACACAUUUGCAGACUUGUGUCGUCAGCGGUAGUUUUGCUCCUGUGGAUCUCAAGGGUAUGCUGCAAGGUACGUCCGCGCCAGACACUCAUGUGUCACAAACUGUCGUUACCUGUCAAGCUCAGCCAGCUGUCACCAGUAACACAGCUGCUGUAUCAAGCACGUCUAGCCAAACUCUCGUCACCGCCAUGUCUUCAGUGUCCCAGUCUCCAGCCAACACAGUGACCAGUGCUACCUCAGGAAGCUAUCAGAAUGGACUGAUGAGGGCACGCCCCCCUCCCCCACCCAACGUCACCCCUGCGAUUUUUCUCCAGGCAACCAGUUUCCAGGCUCGUCUGCGGGCUCAAGCGGCUUCGCACAUCUCUUCGGCACCAACCAUGCAGCAACAGGUGUUUCCCUCGGCUGCCAUUAUUCUACAGCCUCAGCAACAACAACAACAACAACACCAGGCGAUGCCCUCCCAACAGGUCAUAAAUGUGACACAACCCAUUGACCUCACCCAGCAGUGCAACUCAAAACAAAGAGAUGUCCUUGACCUCCGGAUGACCUCCCAAGGUCGUGAGCAACUGGUGGCAUCCAAUCAGUGCAUCCAAAGACUUCAGCAGCUCAUUGACCAGCACAGCAUGCAAGAACAGAGCCUGAUGCAGGUGCAGCCUCAGAAUGUGCAGAUGCCAAAUGCAGUGCCAUAUGUGGAGUCGACAGCAAGCCACCCUCCAGCAUACACACAGAACAUGGCAGGAAAUUUACAAGGGAAUGACCUUUCGUUCAUUAACAGUGCUUCACAGGCCUACAUUCUUGCCGAGCUCCCAGCGGGAGUGCUGCUGCAGGAUAGAAUGCUGGGCUCAGUAGGAGAGAUGCUGUCUGAUGGAACAGCCAUGGAUACUGUCCCAACUGUUCCCCCAAAUGACAGUGACACCAGCUACCACAACCCAGAACAGCUCCAAGUGCCAGGCAUUGGGGAGUCACCAGUCACAGAGUUUGUGGACCCCAGUGCUCUCCAUGUGUCCACUGUUGUAGAUGACUCAGCUCUGAUGGGGACCCCUGACCUUCCAUCCUGGAGUAACAGCCCAAUCAGUGCCUUGGAACAGGCUCCGACGUGACCAAAGGUUGGACCUCUGGGUUCCAAAGUCUCCACCGUGCACUGCACAAUCAUCGCUACAGUGGAUAAAGUUUAGUGCAAUUCUACCAUAUAUGUUCAGUCUCUGAUGCUGUACUGUACAUAAGUUUCCUUUUAAAAUGGAAGCAAAAUUGCUUCCAUAGACACAGCAGAGAUGGUUAAAUUUGUUGACAUACACAGAGAUCAUGUGCAACCUGUACUGAAAAGUAUAUGUAAGAGAAACCUCUCCAAAGUGCAAACAUUUUUUGAUAUGAUAGCAUAUACAAAAGUUAAAGCCACUUAAGUGUUUUUCCAUCUUGAAUUCUAACCACUCUGAUAAUUCAGUUAUGACAUACAAAAGUUAGCUGUUUUUUUUCUGGUCAGACAAACUUUCCUAGCACAGCUAGCAAACUUAUGCGACACGUGACUCAUACUGAGUCAAUACAAUGUAGUUGUGUUUUUUUUUCUUCAUAAAAUAUGUAACCGUGGACAUUAAAAUCGAACCCUGGCAAAACUGUGCCAACUUGUAAGACGGAUUCUAAGCCACUCAAAACAAAGAUUCACCAAAGUCAAAUGAAUGAGGAAUGCCUAAUUUUGUGAUGGAUUGCAGAUGAUAUAUGGCCAAAGCCACAUGCUUACAAAGAUGCAAGGAUGCCUCAUAUUUCAGAUUUAGUUCCAUAGAUGUAUUGAUGGGCAAAAGCUAGUUAAUAUACAAUGUAUGCAACACUUGACUGUGAUGUUGCUUACAGACAUUGUUAAAGGUCACAACUAAUUUAUUACAAAUAUGCACUUGUUGCAUUCAUGAUAAGGUAUCAUGUGACAGGUGCCCACCAAUAGUAGUGCAGUUUAACCUGGUCUAUGCAGACAGGUGGUCACAAUAGACAAAAUUCUUGAUGCUUGUUUCAUUGGGGAAAAUUACUUCAUGGCUUUCUCACAUUCAUUGUAAGUCAUCAUAUGAUUUUGAAGCCAAGAAUUUUCAUAUAAGUUGUGACAGAAACAACCACAAAGACAACCUUUUCUGUUAACAGGACUCCCAAAUUUUACAGAACGCAUACUCGACUAUCCCCAAACUGCCCUUAGUUUGUAAUCAUCUGACAAUCAUACAACAUCAUACAACAUGAAGACAUCACACUGGUCAGAUAGUCCUUGUGUAGAAGUGGUCACUUUUACAGGUUAGACCAUACAUUCAGUUCUAGAAAUCCUCCUGUAACCGUCUGGGACCAGAUUGGUACCACAUGACAGCUCAGUGAUUUCAGCAUAUCAAGUCAUACCAACCAUAAAUGUUAUAUGUU
Molecule: messenger RNA, 2933 nt
Organism: Branchiostoma floridae (Florida lancelet)
Lineage: Eukaryota; Metazoa; Chordata; Leptocardii; Amphioxiformes; Branchiostomatidae
Product: general transcriptional corepressor CYC8-like
Exons: 4
Coding region: 482-1645 (387 amino acids)
Source: RefSeq, a predicted model, not a curated record